CUACGCCAACCACAUCCAGCAAGGGUGCGAAAACGAUGACUCCAACGCCGAGUGCCCAACCACGCCGUCGACGACAAAAGCUGCCAGCAGUGAAGACAAGCAAUUGACCGCCCAACGCGCAUGACAGGACUUGGACACGGCCCCAUCCAUUCACGCAAGUCCGACACCAACGACGGGUCGGGUGAAUUCCAGCACAAGCGACCACGACGCGAUACACAUGGCAGGGCGUGGGAUGGCGCCCCUCCAGGUGGGAAAUGGUGGGGCUGGGAAGCUAGGGGAUCCAAGUCGCGACUGGUAUGUGGUCAACUACUUCCCCGCCGUUACAAGAUGUUGCUCUAG
Messenger RNA from Laccaria bicolor S238N-H82, 339 nucleotides. RefSeq lists its product as uncharacterized. The coding region runs from base 121 to 339 and encodes 72 amino acids. The record is from RefSeq and is a predicted model, not a curated record. The transcript has a single exon. NCBI's taxonomy places the organism in Eukaryota, Fungi, Basidiomycota, Agaricomycetes, Agaricales, Hydnangiaceae.